CCAGGUGCUCUAAUAAGGAAAAGAAGCCAGUGCAGGCUUCAAGCAUCUCUGGACGGUUUUGGACUUACAGCUUCUACUCUAUAAGUCUUGUUUCAGGAUGUCUUUGUAUGGGAGCUUUUUGACUGAAGAUCAGUUCACAUGCUCCAUAUGCCUGGAUGUGUUCAACAAUCCUUCAACCACACCAUGUGGCCACAGCUUCUGCGUGUCCUGCAUCACUAGAUACUGGGAUGGAUCUCAGAUUUGCCAGUGUCCUUUGUGUAAGAAGACCUACCAGAAGCGACCCGACCUCCAGAUCAACAGGACUCUUAGAGAGAUAACUGAUCAGUUCAAGUCUAUGAGAGGUGACGGGUCGGUGAAGGACAAGAAAGGACGAAAGGGAGGACACAAGCAUCACAAUUUCAUUGAAGAACUAAAAAUGAGGAUGCCCAAACCACCACCAAAGGAACAUCUAAAACUGCCAACCACAGCUCAAACCCAAGCCCGAUCUUUGCCAGGUGUGUCCAUAUCGCCUUCGUUCCCACUGGCCACACCCCCGAUGCCGUUAUCAGUACCAAACCAUCGGGCCUUUUCCACGCUGAGCCACAGUCCGGACCAUCAUCAUCAGAACAACUUUCAUCAUCUCUCCUCCACUAUGAUUGCCCGCAACCACAGCCGCAGAAGGUUCACCCUGAGUGGGCCAGCUAGUAGCAACGUCCCUCUGUGUGAAAUCCAUAAUCGAGGAAUAUUGCUUUAUUGUAAAUCAGACCAAGUGUGCAUCUGUCCUGAAUGUGAGAUUGAAGACCACAAUGAUCAUGACACUGUGACCAUUGAGACCGAGUGGGUGGAAAAUAAGGUGCUGCUGAAGGACUCUGAACAGCAGAUCCAGGAGAUGAUCAGCCAGAGGAGGAGAAAAAUUGAGGAGAUAAAGAUGUCGGUGGCAGAACUGGAGAUGGCGGUGGAGAGGGAGACAUCAGGCAGCGUGUGUCUCUUCUCCAUGUUGGCCUCUGCCAUCGAACGCUCCCAGGCUGAACUGAUGGAGGUGAUGGACAACAGCCGCAGGGCCGCAGAGCACGAAGCAGACGCCAUGAUUCAGCACCUAGAGAGGGAGAUAGAAGAACUCCAGAGGAGAGAGGCCGCCCUGGCUGACCUCGCCAAGUCAGAGGACCACGUUCACUGUAUCAAGACAUUCCCCAGCCUGUCCAGACCUCCAAUCACUAAAGACUGGUCCGCAGUCUCUCUGAAUCUUGACCUGGGAACAUCUACCGUCUACAGAUCAUUGGCAGCCGUGGUGGAGAAGUUCCAGGAAGAUCUAAAAAAUGUUCUAGAAAAUGGUUUUCCCUCUCCAGUAUUGGAAGCCAGUGUGGUACAAACAAAGCCCAGAGUAAAGAAGAUGCAAGAAUAUGCAUUGGACGUUACUCUGGAUUCCAGUACAGCCCAUCCCAGACUGCUGCUGUCAGAAGACCUGAAAAGUGUUUGGUGUGGGGAUCGACACCACCAUGUGCCAGACAGUCCCGACAGGUUUGAUAGAGUCGUCUGUGUCCUUGGGAGAGAAGCAAUCUCUUCUGGAAAACAUUACUGGGAGGUGGAGGUGAAUGGAAAAACUGACUGGGAUCUGGGCGUGGCCCGUCAGUCAGUCAACAGGAAAGGGAAAAUUGAUUAUACCCCAAACAAUGGCUUCUGGUUUCUCAGUUUAAGAGACAGACACAAAUAUGCAUUUCGCUCUGAGCCUUGCACAGACGUGGAGAUUAACCUCCGACCGCAUAAGAUAGGAAUAUUCGUGGACUACGAGAAAGGAGAGGUAUCUUUUUACAAUGUUGAAGCCAAAGCCCACAUCUACACUUUCCACGAUAUCUUCACAGAAAACCUCUUCCCGUUCUUCAGCCCCUGCACUAAUAAAUCAGGGAAAAACGAAAUGCCUCUGAUCAUUACUCCAGUAAACAUGAUGGAGUAAAAGCCGACAUGUUUUUCUUUAAGUUCUUUAGAUUUAUCACAAUUUGUUUUCUGUGGCUUCCUUCUUACAUCUUAAAGGGAAUAAAAAUGUAAGGAGAUCAUUUAACACUAACGUUUAGAAGAACUGUUCCUGGAGUUGUAGUCUUAGGAGAGAACAUGGUUAACAAUUGUUCUGCCUUUUUAUUGAACUUGCCUAACUUUCUUUUGGAGUAUUAGCUCUAACUUUUCAAAAAGUUACCAUUGUCUGAAAGUUAAAUUCUCAGACUGUUUUUCUUUUUUUUUUUUCCUUGAUUUGGUUUCCUCUUUUGUAAUAGACUCUACCUUCCCUCCACCUUACAUUACAUUA
This is a messenger RNA of Cyprinodon variegatus (sheepshead minnow), 2275 nucleotides long. Its product is annotated as tripartite motif-containing protein 7-like. The record is from RefSeq and is a predicted model, not a curated record. The transcript has 15 exons. Gene Ontology annotation, molecular function: protein binding; zinc ion binding. Bases 98 to 1930 code for a protein of 610 amino acids. Lineage: Eukaryota; Metazoa; Chordata; Actinopteri; Cyprinodontiformes; Cyprinodontidae.